AUGCCCCCCAAGCGAAGACGACCUGGAGAAGCAGCACAGGUAACGCAACCACCGACGAUCGACCCCAGCGCGCAGUCACCAUCCGCCGUCACCCGUGCCGGUACCACGCGACAGACGCCCGUAUACCCACCUGCGAUACCGGUUUCCAGCCCGCCCAAGCCGGCUGCCGUCGCCGCCGCUCCCGUCGCCACGCCUGUGCCCCUUCCCAUCGUCCCGGGACAAGCACCCUCGCCUCCCAAGCCUGGCGGUGUGUGGCCCAGGAGCCCGCCCGCCACACGCGUGCCGCUGCCCCCCGUGCCGUCGGCCCCCGGCGGACCAGUGCACCUCGAGUCGCCACUGUUUCCCAGACGAGACGCCCGUGUGAUGGGCGGCGAUACGGGAAAGGGGGAUGUGCGCCCGUCUGCCCUCGUCUCCCCGGAGACUCCAUAUCACAUCGCGUUCCCACACCAAAAAGGCAGAUUGCCAACAUCCUCACUGCCCAACCACCACGGCUACCUUGCGACGGCAUCUCGAAUCGACAUGGCGUCGAGUCCUUCCAACGUCACUCCCGUGCUGCCCCCGAAGCCCCCGAAGCUGGCCGCUGCCGGCAAGCCGCCGCUCAGUGCCGAUCGCAACAUUGACAAGGUCGUUCUUGGCAACCUCUGCUUCAAGACAUGGUAUCCCAGCUACUACGGGAAGGAGGUGCUGGGCGACACUUCUGGGAACGCGAGAAAUGGGGGCAAGGACAACACUGCCGAACCGGGUAAAACCUAUGGCAGGAAGGAUCGCGAGCAAGCCCCCAUGCUCGAGAGACUGUACGUUUGUCCCAGCUGCUUCAAGUACGCCAAAGAACUUGUGGCUUGGUGGGGUCAUGUCCGGUCCUGCGAGCUCAAAGGCCGUGUCCCCGGCAAGCGGGUGUAUACUCAUCCCCGAGGUCGUCGCAAGAUUCGUGUAGCACAUGACGGAAAAGGCCCUGGCCCUAAGAAGCGCCGAGGUGACGGUGGAGUGCGAUACAUGGAGCAGAUUGUGCAGGACGAAGGCGAAUGGAGUGUCUGGGAGGUGGACGGAGAAGUUGACAGAUUGUUUUGUCAAAACCUGUCACUUUUUGCCAAGCUAUUUCUUGACAACAAGUCGGUGUUUUUUGACGUGACUGGCUUCAACUAUUUCUUAUUAGUGUACACACCCCCAUUCAAACCACCAGUGGGCAAUGAGGCCCCUGAGGCCCCCGUCCCGCAAGUGACUGGAUUCUUUUCCAAGGAAAAGAUGUCGUGGGACAAUAACAAUCUGGCGUGCAUCUUGGUCUUUCCGCCGUGGCAACGCAAGGGCCUAGGUGCACUUCUCAUGGGUGUCUCGUAUGAGAUUUCACGACGAGAAGGUAUCCUCGGCGGCCCUGAGAAGCCCAUUUCUGAUUUAGGGAAGAAGGGGUAUAAGAGGUUCUGGUCGGGCGAGAUCGCGCGGUGGCUAUUGAGCCUCGAGGUACCCCAGAUUCCACCGCCCGGCAUGGAGCUCAUGGUCGACGUCAACGACUGCAGUGACGCUACGUGGAUCACGCCUGAGGACUGCCUCGGUGUCCUUCGCGACAUGGGCAUCCUGGAAGACGCCGGUGUCGGCCUCGGAAAGCCGGUUAUGCGAGAAGACACGAACGAGGUAGAGGAGCAGGAUGAGUUGGCCAAGGCGGACGAGGCGAGCUACGAGCACACCGAAGAGAAACCCAGGAAGAAGAAGCACGCGACCCCGGUACCACCGCCGCCUCCUCCUCCUGUGCCCAAAUCGCCUGUGCACAUGGAACUGGGAAAGCCUGUCCCGCGUGUGCGCGUGGACAAGGAGCAGAUCCGACGUUAUGUCGCGCAGCACCGGAUCGACUUGGAAAAGACGUGUGACGCGACUGCGUUUGCGGAGGGCUAUGCGCUGAAGACUCGAGAUGUCACGGUGGAAUGA
Cordyceps fumosorosea ARSEF 2679 is the source of this 1917-nucleotide messenger RNA. RefSeq names its product histone acetyltransferase MYST2. The record is from RefSeq and is a predicted model, not a curated record. The transcript is spliced from 2 exons. Lineage: Eukaryota; Fungi; Ascomycota; Sordariomycetes; Hypocreales; Cordycipitaceae. The coding region runs from base 1 to 1917 and encodes 638 amino acids. Gene Ontology annotation, biological process: regulation of DNA-templated transcription. Gene Ontology annotation, molecular function: histone acetyltransferase activity.